Molecule: messenger RNA, 246 nt
Organism: Cercopithifilaria johnstoni
Lineage: Eukaryota; Metazoa; Nematoda; Chromadorea; Rhabditida; Onchocercidae
Source: the annotation of a GenBank genome assembly
AUGCGGGUAAAAGAUGUUGAUCAUGGUACGGUACUAUUUUCUGGUGCUAAUAUGCAUACACCAGCGGUAUUCUCAGAUUGUGGUCAAUAUGAAUUUCUUGGUGAUGCAGAUUGGCAGAAAAGAAGUAUGGAAUUUGUGAAAUAUGAUUCUGAUGAACCGCAUACAGUUGCAAAUUAUGGUGGAAAACUAUAUUUUGACGAUGAUGUUUAUGUGCUCACCAAACAACGAUGUAGUUGUCGGUGUUAA